Hansenula ciferrii is the source of this 543-nucleotide messenger RNA. RefSeq lists its product as uncharacterized. NCBI's taxonomy places the organism in Eukaryota, Fungi, Ascomycota, Saccharomycetes, Phaffomycetales, Wickerhamomycetaceae. The record is from RefSeq and is a predicted model, not a curated record. Bases 1 to 543 code for a protein of 180 amino acids. The transcript has a single exon.
AUGCAAUUUUCAAAAGUUUUACUCACUGCUUCAUUAGCUUUAUUAUCUGCUGCUUCUCCAAUUGCUGAAGCUUUACCAUGGGCUAAAGCUAACCCACAAGCUGCUGCUGCUGCUCAAGCUUACGCUGAUGCUUAUGCUGAAGCUGUUGCCAUUGCUCACCCAGAUCCAAAAGCUUACGCUUUAGCUGCUUCUGCCGAUGACUGUGCUGAUGUUCAAUGUCACAUGAACUGUGGUUUAAUGAUUGUUGCUGGUCAAGAUUGUUCUGAAAACUCUGAAGAUAAUUACUCAGGUCCAUAUACUUCAGGUUGUUUAUGUAAUGCUGAAGGUUCCACCAAAUUCCAAAGCUACUAUGAUGCUUGUAUGGAUUGUGGUUGGACUUUAUGGAAAUACUAUAGUGUCUACUUACAACCAGCUUUAGAAGAAUGUCAUAAAGACUUCCCAUCAGUUUCAACUGAACCAACUGGUACUUCAAGAUGUUCAACUACUUUAACUGAUGAAUACACUAAAGAAACUGAUAUCAACUACACAACUUUCACCCAAUAG